UGAAAUGAACAGACCCACCAUCUUUCCCUUUCAAUUCUCUGCUGCUUUGAAAUUUCUUCCUAAUCACAAAGGCGGCUGAUACUGAUACAUAGUACGGAGUACAUCAUCUUCCUCUUCUAUUUAUUUAUUUAUUUAUUUUAACUUCACUUUCGCCUACCAAUUGGUUUCACUGCCUCCCUUUAUUUCUCAUCGUCUUCUUCUUUCCUUCUUCUUACAAGGUAAUCUUAAUUUCAUCUCACUUUGCUUUGUCAUCAUUAUUAUUUAUUAUUCAAUUUGCAUCUAUUUUAUUCAUCUCCCACCUUAGUUUUGAACUGGGUUUUGCUUAUUUAUGUUGAUUGUUUGAGAAAGUUAGUUUUUUUUGACUCGGGGUUUUAGCCUUUGAUGGGCAGGGUUUUGAAUUUGUCCUGUUUCUAUUGAUCAUCAAUUGGUUUAGGGUUUUUGAGAAUUUAAAUCAAGAACAAAAGUCAUGGGUUCCCAAUUUGGGGAAAUUUCUGAAAAUUUUGUAAAUGGGAACCAGCCUGUGAAUGGAAGCCUGUCCCCAGGUUAUGAUGAGUCAAUAAAUUAUGCCAAUUUGUUCAAUUACAAAGACCCUUCUCAAGACCUCACUUCCUUGAACCUCCCAAGCCCUUUAGAUUACCCGGAUGUGCCCGAGGUGAGCUCGUUCUUGGGGGCGAGCCAAGGGGUUGAAUUAUCAGAUGAUAGCGAUUCGGAUGAUGUUCUUAAAUACAUUAGCCAAAUGCUUAUGGAAGAGGACAUGGAGCAGAAACCGUGUAUGUUCCAUGAUCCUUUAGCUCUACAAGCUACUGAAAAACCUUUUUAUGAUGCAUUGGGCAAGAAAUACCCUCUCACUGACCAUACUGUAGAUAGCCCGGAUGACCGGUCAUGGAGCUCACCUAGUGAUUCUAGUGGCAGCACUUGUAGUUCUAGUUCAAAUUCAACCAAUUCUGUGGAUCCUACAGUGGUUGCUGAUUUGAGUGAUCAUAGUAAGCCCUUGGUAACUCAAGCUCCUCCAAUUCAAUCAUAUUCCCAGACACCAACCAUUUCUCAGUGGUCAUUUGGUCCGUUCAGUUCCUUUAGUGGCAGUACUUCUAAUGGUUCAUUUCCUUCCGGUCUUGAUUUGCCAAUGGAUAUGAAUUUUUUUAGCCAGAAAGAGUCCAUAAUUCAGUUUCAGAAGGGAAUGGAGGAGGCUAGUAAGUUCCUUCCAAAGAACAAUAAUAUCGCCAUUGAUCUGGAGAACAUCAAUUUUCCUAGUGAGACAAAGCAGGAUGCUUCAACCGUGGCUGUUAAGAAGGAGAAGGGUGAAUCUCCUGAUGAAUCAAGGGGAAGUAAGAUUCAUUAUCGUGAGGACGAGGGUUUUGAGGAAGGCAGGAAUAGCAAGCAGUCAGCUGUUUCUAUUGAAGAGGCGGAGUUGUCUGAAAUGUUUGAUAGGGUUUUGUUAUGUUCUCACCCUAAGCACGAUUGUGCCAUCCCUUUGGACUCUGAGAAGGGAUUACCAUCACAGGCUAGCCAAUCACAGGGACAGCAGGGAGGAAAGGGUCGACCUAGGAAACAAGGUAGUAAUAAAACUAUGGUUGAUCUAAGGACUCUAUUAAUCCUCUGUGCGCAAUCUACUGCAUCGGAUGAUCGUAGAAUUGCUGAUGAAUUGCUGAAGCAGAUUAGGGAGCACUCAUUUGCUGGAGGGGAUGGAUCACAAAGGUUGGCUCAUUAUUUUGCUAAUGCUCUUGAGGCCCGCUUGGCUGGAACUGGGUCACAGAUUUAUACUGCCCUGAAUUCCAAGAAAACAUCAGCUGCUGAUAUGCUGAAAGCAUAUCAGUUCUUCAUUCGCACAUGCCCGUCGAAGAAGAUCUCUAUUGGCUUUGCAAAUCAUACAAUUUUUAAUGAAGCCAAUAAAGCUGCAAAGCUUCAUGUCAUAGAUUUUGGCAUCCUCUAUGGAUUCCAAUGGCCUGCCCUUAUUGAACGCCUGUCAGAGCGAGAUGGUGGUCCCCCAAAACUUUGUAUUACUGGGAUUGAUCUUCCCCAGCCUGGGUUUCGGCCAGCCGAAAGGGUUGAGGCAACAGGACGUCGCUUGGCAAAAUAUUGUGAACGGUUUAAAGUCCCUUUUGAGUAUCAUGCUGUUGCACAAAAAUGGGAAACAAUAAGAGUUGAGGACUUGAAGAUAGAAAGUGAUGAGGUAGUUGCAGUUAACUGUCUAUACAGGUUCAAGAACCUCCUUGAUGAGACAAUAGUAGUGGAUAGUCCGAGGAAUGCAGUUCUGAACUUGGUGAGGAAGAUAAAACCUAACGUCUUUGUGCAUGGUGUUGUGAAUGGAUCUUACAAUGCUCCUUUUUUCGUCACACGUUUCAGAGAGGCCCUGUUUCAUUACUCCACCUUAUUUGAUAUGUUUGAUACCAAUGCCUCCCGGGAGGAUUCUGAGAGAUUGAUGUUCGAGAAAGAGUUUUAUGGCAGGGAGAUCAUGAAUGUUGUCGCUUGUGAGGGCACAGAGAGAGUUGAAAGGCCAGAGACAUAUAAGCAGUGGCAAGUCAGGCUUAACAGGACGGGGUUUAGGCAAAUGCCGUUAAAUCAGGAGAUCAUCAACAUGCUGAGGUGCAAGGUCAAGGGAAAUUACCACCGAGACUUUGUCAUUGAUGUUGAUGGGCAUUGGACAUUGCACGGAUGGAAGGGGCGGAUAACCCAUGCCAUCUCUGCAUGGGUUAUGGCCUAGAUCUUAAUGCAGCGCACCUCAUGGGUGAUGGUCCUCAAGGCUGAAAAACUGCACAUGUACUUGGGGAAUGCUGCAAGAUGACAUUUUCUAAAGGUUUAGUUUACUAACAAUGAGUUGGGUGGAGCUAAUUCGCGGAAGCUUGUAAUUUGUUCUGAUAUGAAACAAAACACUUGUGUAUCAGAAAAUGUCGACGCAAUGAUAACCGGAUGCCUGAAGUGUGGAAUGUAGAUAUUGUAACAUGAAAUUUGCAGACUGUUUCUUUUUGUGAAUUUUCGUUGGCUUCGUAUUGUUAUACUUCUACUACUCCAUAUGAGAUAGUUAGAUCUUAGGUGUUUGUUCUCACACAUGCUUGCAGUUUUUAGAAUGGGUUAGCAAAGCAAUACAAGUAUUUUGUACUGUA
Molecule: messenger RNA, 3101 nt
Organism: Spinacia oleracea (spinach)
Lineage: Eukaryota; Viridiplantae; Streptophyta; Magnoliopsida; Caryophyllales; Amaranthaceae
Product: scarecrow-like protein 33
Exons: 1
Coding region: 467-2701 (744 amino acids)
Source: RefSeq, a predicted model, not a curated record